Microcebus murinus (gray mouse lemur) is the source of this 1019-nucleotide messenger RNA. RefSeq names its product receptor transporter protein 1 (gene RTP1). Gene Ontology annotation, molecular function: olfactory receptor binding. The record is from RefSeq and is a predicted model, not a curated record. Gene Ontology annotation, cellular component: cell surface. NCBI's taxonomy places the organism in Eukaryota, Metazoa, Chordata, Mammalia, Primates, Cheirogaleidae. Gene Ontology annotation, biological process: detection of chemical stimulus involved in sensory perception of bitter taste; protein targeting to membrane; protein insertion into membrane.
AUGAGGAUUUUUAGACCGUGGAGAUUGCGCUGCCCUGCCCUGCACCUGCCCUCGCUCCCUGUGUUCUCACUAAAGUGCAGCUUGCCCUCCCUUACUAUUGACACUGACGAGAACAUGUGUAAAAGCGUGACCACAGGUGAGUGGAAGAAAAUCUUCUACGAGAAGAUGGAGGAAGCAAAGCCGGCUGACAGCUGGGACCUCAUCAUAGACCCCAACCUCAAGCACAACGUGCUGGCCCCUGGCUGGAAGCAGUACCUGGAGUUGCAUGCCUCAGGCAGGUUCCACUGCUCCUGGUGCUGGCACACCUGGCAGUCGCCCCACGUGGUCAUCCUCUUCCACAUGCACCUGGACCGCACUGUGCGGGCGGGCUCGGUGCGCAUGCGCGUCUUCAAGCAGCUGUGCUACGAGUGCGGCACGGCGCGGCUGGACGAGUCGAGCAUGCUGGAGGAGAACAUCGAGAGCCUGGUGGACAACCUCAUCACCAGCCUGCGCGAGCAGUGCUACGGCGAGGAUCCGGGGCAGUACCGCAUCCACGUGGCCAACCGCCAGGACACCCGGCGGCACCGCAGAGAGUUCUGCGAGGCCUGCCAGGAGGGCAUCGUGCACUGGAAGCCCAGCCAGAAGCUGCUGGAGGAGGAGGCGAACACCUACAUCUUCACCCCGGCUCCCAGCCCCACCAAGCCGCAGACCGAGACGGGCUCAGGCUGCAACUUCUGCUCCAUCCCCUGGUGCUUGUUUUGGGCCACUGUUCUGCUGCUGAUCAUCUAUCUGCAGUUCUCCUUCCGCACCUCCGUCUAAGAGUCCCUGCUGGGCCCAAGGCCUGUGCGGGGCGCCAGUCAGCUGUGGGAGGGCUGGAGGAGAGACCUGGGCUGGGAGCGGGGCACAUUCUAGCGCUGGUGCCACCGCUGACUCAGGAGGACUCUGGACAGAUGACCCAGUUUUUCCAUCUGUAAAAUUAAGGGUUUGGGCUAGAUCAUUGGUUUUUCAAAGUGAAACCGAGAACCCCCAAGUUCUGCAUA